This is a messenger RNA of Egretta garzetta (little egret), 10984 nucleotides long. It is a transcript of the gene PNISR, whose product is annotated as PNN interacting serine and arginine rich protein. The transcript is spliced from 11 exons. NCBI's taxonomy places the organism in Eukaryota, Metazoa, Chordata, Aves, Pelecaniformes, Ardeidae. The record is from RefSeq and is a predicted model, not a curated record. Gene Ontology annotation, cellular component: nuclear speck; presynaptic active zone. Gene Ontology annotation, molecular function: RNA binding. The coding region runs from base 8141 to 10612 and encodes 823 amino acids.
ACAGAGCUCUGCUCUCAGGUGUUCAGCAACACUGUUCAGCUUGAACUCUUGGUGGCAUUGGUCUGAUUCCUGGUCUUUCUACUAACUGCUUUGCUCCAGGUGUUGUGACUGUAUGGUUAGGUUUAUCCUGCUUGCAAAUGAACAGUUCCACAAAGUUCAUCAUUGAAAUUCACCAUAAACCUUCAGUCACUCUGCUAAAACUUCACAGAGUCAAUAUCAACUACCUUGAAUGAAAGGAAAAGGCCUUAUGUUAGAACAAGGUGCUCACACAAAAGACCAGGAGAUCGGGCUGUUGAUAUCAAGGGCUUCUGCUCCUUAGACCCCUCCAUUUUCCUUUAGGUCCAUUUCCAGAGCCUCAGCCUAUAUGGGACAGAGAAGCUCUGCUCACAGAGUAUGCGGUGCUUUUGAGAACCUUCUCAGGGCAUGACAUAGGUGACUUCAUGCAGCCCAGGGAUUCCACAAAGAGCAUCAAAGAGAGACUAAUGUACCUUUGCUGCUUGUGUUGUCUUGAGCUCAUGCCAAAAGAUUACGUAGCUAAUGACACUGAUUAUUUAAUAUUAAUUUGUUUCAAAAACAGUACUUGCAGUUUAUUACAAACCAGGACCUAUGAAUGGAAUAUCAAAAAGAGUGUGUUGUCUUUAAACCAUGGGGUCCAAAACCUAGCUGUGUAGGGGUUCUCAAAGUACGUGUGAUGGCCUGCAGUUUCAGCUUUGUUUAUUUAGAUAAUGGAUACUUCUUUGCUGAAAUGUGAUGCCUGUUUGGAAGGCCUGCAAGACAAGAUCUUUAGUCACCAGAAGGACUUCUGCAGCUAUGUAUUAGUGCUCAGAUUGCAAGUAAAACUUGUCAGGCCAUCUCAUGUCACAUAUGGACCUGCCGUUCAGGGAUGAUGAAUAACCUUAUCAGAAAGAGCCUCUCUUCUGCAUCAGAAGGCGCUUGAUUAUUGGCUCUGGUUCUGUAAGCUCCAGAAUCAUCUGUCAUUAGUCUACCUGUCUACAGGGUUGAAUAAAUCAGACUGCCAGAUUGUGUCCGGGAGAUCUGGUCAAACAAUGUUGAUGUGUGAUCUAGGAGUUCCUAACCUUGAUCUCUUCAGCUCAUGACACAGCAGAAGGUUGCCUGCUGCUUUCCUCCUAGGGACAGCCUGAGUCCUAGGCUGUGUCCCGAUUUCUUCGAGUUGAGGUAUUCUUGCUUCUAACAAAUAUCCUAUUUAAUUUCAUCUUCCAAAGAAUACUUGUUUUUCAUUGCCAAGAUACUCACUUCCAUGAAUUUCCUGGGACAAGCCAUGCAGACUCUCCAGAUCUCUUUUUCUGCAGAAGCUGUCGCUGUGUAAGGGGCUCUGCAUAGUUCUGAUGCUGUGUAGCAUCCAUAUUGGCGAGAAGCGUGUUGUCACAAUGACGGGAGGUUCUUAGAAUGAGCAAGAAAGAGUCUGCUAGAUGUACUCAUCUGGCUAACUAGGUAUGGUUAGUUAUCUUCCUGAUGCUCUUCUGGAGCUUCGUAAGUCUCUGUGCUUCUUGUCUUGGACUAUCUGCAUGAAAUGGAGCAAUUCAGAUUAUCCAUUAGCUCUAUUAAAUUUUAUUUAGGGGCAGGUCUUGCUUACCUUUCCAGGGGAAAUUUCUUGAUAUUUUUCAGCUCUGCUUCAGCCAGUGUUGUAAGGCAUGUAAGGAAGAUAGCAUCUCCAGGAUGACAAGUGGGCUUCAUCUUUUGACGUUUACAGGACUAAGUCUCGCUCCCUAAGAUUGCUCCUCUCCAGUGUUGAGAGGUCCGAGCGUAUUUACCUCUGCACAAGCGGUGUUGAACUGGAUAACAGAUUUUUAUGAGCUUACGCUAUGAAACUGCCGAAUUAAGAGUUGUCUGAGGAAUCUGAGCGAGGCCAUUAGAGCUCAAGUUUUGUUGGUGGCCUUAUCUAAAAAACGGGCCCAUCUUUCACAUCAGUGGGCAACUAAUGAUGGGGGCUGUCACCAGUCACUGCGCUGCUGGGAAAUUUUCAGGAAACCAUGCUCUAUUUGGCAGGGUGGUAUUCCCGUCGCUGUGGAAGUCUCUAAUUUGCUUCAAGGUAACUGUGUUUUGUGGGGACUACUGGGGGGAGUCUCCCAGAGUUGAAGGUGAACAUAUGAAUUAUCACUCAAAACUCUGGUUACUGGUAAGUAGCUCCUAAUUGUAUACUUUUCAGUGUGUGUGGUGUGUCUGGACACAUCAUGCAACUGUAUCAGAAAAUACCUUAUUUUGCGGACGAAUAGGCAGGUUGAAGGAGAUGUCUUUUUUCCUGAAGGAACAGGUUAACACUGAGGUGUAAUCUGUAGCUGAGAUGCACAUCACAAUCGAGGAGAGGAGUGGAAAGGUGCCUUUUAAAAUAUCUCUCCUUUCUCUGUCUUAACCUAACUUUUUGUUGGGUAGAAUACUAAAGUAUAGUAGAGAGUUUGACACCAACUUUAAAUUUUUCUGGGUGCUGUUGACUCUCAGAGGUUGCUAUUUGCUGGGUAUCAAGGUAAGUCCUAUCUAUGCCACUAUGUCAGCUUUUAUCACCAGCAGGGGAGCUUUCACCAACAGUCCUCUCAAAGGUGGCAUGUUUUAGUGCCAGUAAUUUGCUAUAAUAAAACUUCAGCAGAUCCUGCCUUUGAAUAAAGUUUCAGUAGGUCCUGCCUUUGAAUGGGAAUCUUUUUUUUUUUUUUUUUAAACAUACAACAGAACAUAUUUCAGAACAUGUCUGCUCUUAAAAACUCUAGCAAAAAUUCGAUAGCACAUUAAGUUUUUAUAACCUGUUGAGUACAUGUAACUGAAAUUAAAUGUGAAUUGACAGGAUGUUUUUCCCAUGUAAUUGUAUUUCUGUAUAAACCAAAAAGAAUCCUGAAUUGGCUUCUGUUUCUUCAUUGGUAAACAGAUUUUUAAUGGAUUCAGGUUCCUGUUCUGCGAUCUGACAUCAGGGAAUGUCUCCUGAAGCACCAAUAAAUGUGCUUUUGUUUAUUCAUGUUUGCUAGAAAGCGAGAAAGCAGAAAGGCUAUAUCAAAUUGAAUGGUGGGUAGAACAGCUAAGUAAAAGAACCUCAACCAUUAUCAUAAGGGAGGGUAGUAUCUACAUUUUCCUUUACAAGUAGGUGCCUGUGAAAUGGAUCCAUUCCUGGAACCUGUUUGCUUUUCAAAACCUGUUGUACACACUGGUGACAUCGGAACCAGAGUGUCCUAAUGACUUCUCAAUUGAUGAACCCCUCUGUUAUUAAGUAACUGUCUUACUGAUGUUUUAAUUUAGUAGAUUUUAUCCAGUAUUCAUCCCCCCCAGUGGAAAACAAAGCUUGUUUCACUGCAGUUUGGAUGCAGUGCUGUGUAUUUGGCCUUGUGUCACUAGUGGGAAGUAGGCUUCGAGCUGUCUGUCGUGUUAGGUGAAGCCUCUUUCUUUCAGCUGAUGCUAACUUGGGAACUUUGUAAGAAAUUAAACCUCAUUUAUAAUUUGUGUGGCAGCCUCCUAAGUUAUCUUUGGCAAUGCAGGUUUUAAUUAGGUGGGAGAGGACUUUGAUUCUCUUUUGUCCAUUAUUACUGCUUGACGUGUUCCAGGAAAACAAUGUUUGGUUCUUGUCAUGUACAUUAGCACAAGAGGUUUCAGCUGUUUCAAACCUUUAAGUUACUGAUUUGGUGGGGGAGAGGCAUUGUUUGGUUUUGGGGUUUUGGUUUUUUUUCUUUUUUUCUCCUGUCAGUAUUGGGGGUGAACAGUAAAUUUAAAAUUACUGAGAACAGACUACAUUUUCUUUGCUGUGUUUUGUGAAUUCUUUUAGAAGUAGUUUGUGCUAUUUUCCAGUUUAUGGCACUGAGGUUCAAAAGUGUUAUUUUGGUAACUCACAUCUGGUUUGUUCAUUAUGGUAAGACUUGCAGUGAGAAGACUUUUCAUCAAGUACCUUUUUCAUGUUUACCGUAUACUGGUUAGUGAAAACUUGGAUAAAGUACAGGAAACCAAGCAGGGAGCAAAAAAGCAGGGGAAUCUGUUAACCUGUUUCUCAGAAAGUGAUGGUGUCCUGCUGUUUCAGGUCACCGUAUAGAAGGAGGACUUAGAACAACCCUUGUAUGUUGCUAGCUUUGAAUAGUGCAUAUUAAAAUACAUCAUUUAGAUUUUGAUACCAAAAGAAUCUGAAUACAUGUGGUCUUCUCUUUUAGCCAGUGUAUCUUAAGGUUAGUUUUAUAAACAUUUAAAGAUGCUAAUUUUGUUCCUUCUUUAUCCAAUUCCUAUUUCUGUCAAAAAAACCCACAACAAUGAAGAUGAGUUGAAGCAAACAGAAAAUUUGAAAUAGUUUUGGCCAGUUUUCUCAUCAUAUUUGAAAAAGGGCUUUUGUGUGUACACAUACAGAUGCAUAAAGAAAGUGAUGUAAUUGCUUAAGUAUUUGUGUAGUUCAUGUUUCUGACUAGUAAAGAAAGUUUUUUACACUAAAUUUGGUAAUAAAUCUGUGUACUUGAAAGCCAGCAUGUUUUAUAGUUCUCAACCUAUGAAAAUCAACAUUUCUUCAGGAAAACAGUAAAAGCACAAAUGCAAUACAGAAUUAAAAGCUUUCAAAUACAGUUCACAAACUAAAAUGAGAAGUUUCAAAUGGCAGUGAUUUUAAAUCAGACUGUUCUGCAUGUCAUAAAUUGAAUUAACCAAAUGUUGAAGUUCUUCAAGGCUUUACACAGUUGUUGCUGUCUUGUCAUACUGUUGUGCAUCAAAAUAGAAAUCGACUCCACAUCUUGACCUCUUGCUUUGCACUUGCCCACCUGAUUUCUCUUCCCAAAAUAGCAAUAAUAAGGUGAAAUCAUGUCUGGGGAAAGCUGAAGACUCUAGGCCGUAUUAUGUUGCAGAGUGAUGGAGAAACUGCUAUGUAUGCUAACUACUAAACCCGACUGGGUUUUUUUCCUUGGCCCUGAAGCCAGCUGGCACUGAAUGAAAGUCUCUGACCUCCCAAACCAGAACAGACACGUCCCAACUGCCUGCUAAGUCCCAGGUCUGUGCUGACACCUGAAACAUGCUUGGGAGCAGCCCAGAGUAGUGCUGGGUGGCCUGGGUCAGUGCUGCUCGGUAAUGGCGAGAUGGUGGAGUCCUUCGGCACCGCUGCCCGUAGGAGCGUGGGCUUGGCCUCAGCAGCCUAGGUAACUCCCCAAGAGGGUAGCCAGGAGGGGAACGAAUGGUGCCACUGCCUAAAGUCACUGUCUGUCUUCUGUGUCACCUUUUUGGUCACCUUUUCAGGUGCCAGUUGAUAUAGCUGCAUUCAUUUCUUUGAACGCCUUGUAAAAUAGUAAGACAGUUGCUAUCUCGGGGGCAGGUUGUACAGAAGAGAUUUGGAGGAAUUUGUUACCUUGAGCUCCAAACCAGUGCUUCAGUUUCUCAAUAGUGAGAGAAUAAAGAAAAAAGCUAGAAUACUGAACAUCCUUUUCAGUGCAGAAUCCCUGAGAAAAAGAUAACUGAUAAGUGCUUUAACAGGUACAAAAGUUUAUUACAAGCUAAUUGUGUUAGCUGGAGCAUGUAAAAAAAAAAAAUCCUGAAUGUCCAAGAUUUUAGGACAGAGAUAUAGCCACUCCAGUAAAAAUAAAUCUCAUCCGAUCUAAUCAAGUAAAAACUGAAUGUGUAGGAGGUUCCAAUUCAGUUGAAUUUGUAGAGGUGCUCUUUAGUAUUGCUACACUUCCAUAAAGAGAAGUUGACAAUUUCUUUAACUGUUUGAAUUUUUUUUUUUUUGGCAUUCAGUUAUGUGCAAACCUGCCUCUUACAUUAUUGCUGGAACAAUUUAAUCUUCUAAAGCUUUUGGUGGGUUUAUUUUAGUGAAAUUUCAUGAACUUUUUCCAAGGUAUUAUGUAUUUAGGUAAAAAAGUGAUACCAGAAUUACCAAAAUACUUCUUUAUUAUUGCUAGUGUGAUUUAACAGCUGGAAACAAAGGGAGCGGCACCGUGAGGCUGUGCAGUGCUUUGAAGGUUAGUGGUUAUCUUGAACCACCAUUCUUAAAACUCUUGUUUUAAGAUGUAGACAGGUUUUUUCUGACAAUUGAAGGAAUUUGGAUUCUGGAUGGAAAGAUGAAUCGAGGGGAGGAAGAAACACUUUUUUCUUACUUUCGGGUGAAAAUAGUAUGAGAAAUUACCUUUUAAUACUUUGUGUAUGAAAUAUGUAUAUAUGAAUAGAUGUAUUGGGGAGCUAGGAGUGGCAGGGCCAGCUUAAAUGUUGGGUUAAGUGUGCAUUAGCCACUCUUUUACUCUCAACUGGUGUCAGAAAGUUGACUUCCUAGGAUCAAAAUCUUAAAAAAAAAAACCUCAACACACACACACACCCUGUCCCCCCAAAAAACCCAAAAGAGGGACACUCUCUUCUAAACUAAAAGUUUGAAUAUCAGAAAGGUAUCGUGAAAAAGGAAAAAACCCAAAUACUUAAUUUGGCAAGAAAAGAUUGUGAAAGUAGAAAACCAGGUUAUGCCCAAUAAUCCCCCCUGUUCCCAAAGUUGAUCUUGUCUUGUUUAAAGCCCCCCAAAAUGCAUUUGCAACUGAAUUUUUCGUAGCCGUACACAUGUAGUUUUUGUACCGACUUGAAUGUAAGUGAUCUCAAAACAAAGGUGAUCUACAGUUUUUGCAGUUUAAAAACAAAAUUUGACAAAAGUACAUAAAAUAUGAGCUUGCAUUCUUCUCUGCAUGACCCAACACCCCACAAUGUUAUGUACAGCUUCUCUUGUUGUACAUUUUUGUAGUGUGAUGCUGUCUUCCUUGCAAUCAAGCAAUUAUUUACAUGAAUGUGUAAGCACUAAGCACGAGGUCCCUUUGCAAGCAGGAUCCACUCUAAUUGCUCUUUUUGUGUCUACCGAAAGCCAGCUCCGUCCGCUGGGCUGCGUGUGUCCUGCUUGGUAAGGAUGGUUGGGGUUACGUUCCUGGCUGGCCACCCGAGUGGCACCGGCUGCUUUAAGCUGGUGUCCUCUGAAGCGGACGGGCUGUAGUCAUCUAUUCCAUAUUGCACUCGGCUGCGAGCGUCGACUAGGUCUUCUGUGCUGCUCCUGUGACCUCGGGGAAUGAAUUUUUCUGUGUUUCUUUUAACUUUGGAGCAUUUCAAACAGCCUACACGGGCGGUGCUUUUAUAGCUUGAAAACAAGGGUUGUGUGUUGAGUGGCAUGAGGAUAUAUCCGUUGGGAGUGGAAAGCCUGUUGAGGAGUUGUUAACUGGCUGGGAAAGGCAGAGGGAGUCGUGCUUGGUGGAGUCUUACCUGUACUGUCACUGGGAACAGUUCCUGGAGUGAAGCAUUCCCAAAACUGUGCCCAGGCUUUGCUGUUGGGAGCAGCGUAGGGGGCUGCUCUCUGGUCUUCUGUGUGUAGCAGGUUGGGUGUACACGGGAGGUACAAAUGACCAGAAGGAACUGUAUGCCAUUAUAGACAUACCUACCUGGUAGACUGCUGUGCCUUGUUGAAUUCUUGCAAAGCUGGUCCUGGAGCUUCACGUAAAGCUGGUUGUGGAGCUUCCGUACCAUCAGGUCCUAGCGCUGUUGCUGCCUGCUCAGUGAGGAUACAUGACACGGCACCAAAAAUGUUUCUCAUGAUUUUGAGGGACCAUGUGGUGAAUGUGCAGUUAUGCAGUGAUACUUCUUUUCCUUUCUCAGAUUUGAAGGCAUAUAUUAUUUAGAGAUUAUAAUGAGCCUGUACAAUGCCCAAAAUGCAUGUGGACACCAUCUGGUACCUGUGCAGUUCUCCAGUGCAAUCGUUAACGAUGUGUUUUACCAUUCGUUGACUUUCCUUUGUCUCGCUUAACAGCCUUGCAUGACACCUAUAUAGAAAAAUACACAUCUUUUCCCUAAGAAACAGGCAAGGAUAUAAUUUAAGUAAUGUCUUUUAUAUUUUGACUUACUUUAAAUUGCAUUUAUUGUCAGAUGAGUUCUUGUCUUAGAAACUUGUCAUAUCUCUCCUUGAACAUCAUUUUGUAGUUAAUUUCUUCGCAAAAAUACAGAGAAAGCAUACUAGGCUUCUGAAAUCUUACAGUAAUAUUUUUCUAAAGGAUGAACCAUUUCCUCCAGCUUAAAAUAUUAAGCCAGCAUUGCUUCAGCUUGCUUUGCAAGGCUUAACUAUAUCUGCAGUUAUGUAAGUUUCAGUUAUGUGAUAUUUCAUGGGCAUCUAUUUAAACAUACAACUAUUAUUUUUAGUUGAAAUAUAGACUAUAUAAAGACUUAAAAGAUGUGGGAUCAAGGUGGACAACCUUGGCAGCAAUGGCCUUUGAACCAACAGCAGUGGAUGCAGUCAUUUCAGCACCAGCAAGAUCCAAGUCAGAUUGACUGGGCUGCAUUAGCUCAAGCAUGGAUUGCUCAGCGAGAAGCCUCAGGGCAACAGAGCGUAGUGGAACAACAAGGAAUGAUGCCAAACGGACAGGAUAUUUCAGGAAUAGAGUCUGGUCCAAACAACCAUAAUAAUUUUCAGGGGGAUCCCAACUUCAACAGAAUGUGGCAGCCAGAAUGGGGAAUGCCUCACCAACCCCCUCACCCACCUCCAGAUCAGCAGUGGAUGGCUCCAACCCCCGGUCAAAUGGAAAUCGUUCCUCCAUCUGAAGACAGCAACAGUCAGGACAGUGGGGAAUUUGCUCCUGACAACAGGCAUAUAUUUAACCAGAACAAUCACAACUUUGGGGGACCUCCCGAUAACUUUGCAAUGGGGCCAGUGAACCAGUUUGACUAUCAGCAUGGGGCUGCUUUUGGUCCACCUCAAGGUGGAUUUCAUCCACCUUAUUGGCAGCCAGGACCACCAGGGCCGCCAGGUCCACCAGCACCUCCUGCACCUCCUCAAAAUCGAAGGGAAAGACCCUCAUUCAGAGACCGACAGCGUUCACCUAUUGCGAUGCCUGUGAAGCAGGAGCCUCCACAGAUUGAUGCUGUGAAGCGUAGAACUCUGCCUGCCUGGAUUCGUGAGGGCCUGGAAAAGAUGGAACGAGAAAAACAGAAAAAAUUGGAAAAAGAGAGGAUGGAGCAGCAACGUUCACAGAUGUCUAAAAAAGAGAAAAAGGAAAGUGAGGAGGCUGAAGAAGGGGAUGGCCCACGGUUACCUCAGAAAAGUAAAUUUGACAGUGAUGAGGAAGAUGAAGAUGCUGAAAACACAGAAGCUGUAAGCGUUGGGAAAAUCAGCAGGAGUCCAUCACCAGCUCCUCAAGAGGAGCAAAGUGAACCAGAAAUGACAGAAGAAGAAAAGGAGUAUCAAAUGAUGAUGCUGACAAAAAUGCUGCUGACAGAGAUUCUCUUAGAUGUCACAAAUGAAGAAAUUUAUUACGUGGCCAAAGAGGUUCACCGUAAAGCAACUAAAGCUCCUGCAAAACAGCUGGCACAGUCCAGUGCACUGGCUUCCCUCACUGGACUCGGUGGACUGGGUGGUUAUGGAUCAGGAGACAGUGAAGAUGAGAGGAGUGACAGAGGCUCUGAAUCAUCUGAUACUGAUGAUGAGGAAUUACGACACAGAAUCAGGCAAAAACAGGAAGCGUUUUGGAGAAAAGAGAGAGAACAGCAACUACUACUAGAAAAACAGCUAGAAGAAGAAAAGCUACAAAAUGAAAAAGUUUCAAAAGAGAUGAAUGAAUUUAUCAGCAAAGAACAAAACAGUAACAUGGCAUCACAGGAGGCAAAAGAUCUUGAAGCAGAUAUGGUUCAUGAAAAGAAAAGAUCUCCAAAUGCAGUCGCACCUGAUAUAGAACUCAAAAAAGAGGGUAAAGAGAGGACAGGGAGGAGCGGGUCAAGAAGCUCUAGCAGUGGUAGCACUAGCAGCAAUAGCAGAAGCAGUAGCAGUAGCAGCACUGUAUCUAGUUCAUCCUAUAGCACUAGCUCAGGUAGUAGUCGCAGCUCUUCGCGUUCUUCCUCUCCUAAAAGGAAGAAGAGGCACAGUCGCAGUAGGACGCCGUCACAUAAAGUUAGGCGCAGUAGGAGCAGGAGUUACUCCCACAGGAAUAGGAGGGAGAGGAGUAGGAGCAGGGAGAAAAUAAGGGAAAGGAGAAGAUCAAGUAGAAAUCGCAGUGCUGAAAGAGGGGAGAGGCGAAGAAAUCUGAGUCCUUCGAGAGAGAGAAGCUGGGAUAGACGUAGAAGUAGCAGCCGUUCAAGAGACAGGCGAGCCAACCGUGCGAGCCGCAGCAGAAGCAGGGAUAGACGUAAAACUGAAGAGCAGCGUAGAAGCCCUACUGGAAAUAGGCACAAACAUAAAAGUGAGGGUAAAGAUCAAGAAAGGAAGAAGGAGCAGGGCGGAGGUAUAGAUAAAGACAGGAAAAAGAACAGAGAAAGGGAGAGAGAUCAGGAAAAAAGAAAAGAAAAGCCCAAAAAAGAGGAGAAGGAAAGUAAGGCUGGCAAUCAUGACGACAGUAGGUUAAAGAGAAAAAGAGACAGCGAAAGAACUUUCUCUCGCAGUGAUUCAAUAUGUGUGAAAAUAAUAAGGCAGGAUUCCAGACAAGAAAGCAAAAAAAUUUGUACCAAAGAUAGCAAAAAACGGUCAGGCUCCGAAUCUAGUGCAAGGAGUAGUUCUGAAUCACCAGGAAGCAGUAAAGAAAAGAAGGCUAAGAAAUCGAAGCAUAUUCGGUCAUGCUCCAUGGAGAAAUCUCAAAGGUCUGGUAAGAAGGCAAGCCGCAAACACAAGUCUAAGUCACGAUCAAGAUCAACGACUCCUCUUCGUCGUAAACGCUGAGGAAUUUAUGGCACCAGUGCUAUGAUGUUUAAAAAUUCCAUGAGUUAUAAAAGGCUUGUCUCAUUAUAGAGGCACAUUGUGGCUAUGUAGGUGAAACCAGAAUCCUUUUUUUAUCUGUAAAUAGGUGUAUUUUUUCCAAAUGCUGCUCAGAAUUAAAUACCUAAUAGGAUUUCUUUGUAUUACAUUUUUUCAAGAACGGUAGUGCUUACUAAGAAUAUAAACCAGGCCAUUCUCUUUCAGCUGUAAUGUUCUUAAAAUUACUAUUGAAUGUACUGUGAUGUCAAUAAAGCUCUUUAGUUCAUUUUUUGUUUAAAAUUCUUGCACCUGAAUUUUGUGUUAAAUUGUAGGAAGUACUUUUUUUUAAAAAAAAAA